Coffea eugenioides is the source of this 1363-nucleotide messenger RNA. Its product is annotated as UPF0481 protein At3g47200-like. The transcript has a single exon. The coding region runs from base 1 to 1320 and encodes 439 amino acids. NCBI's taxonomy places the organism in Eukaryota, Viridiplantae, Streptophyta, Magnoliopsida, Gentianales, Rubiaceae. The record is from RefSeq and is a predicted model, not a curated record.
AUGUUCGGAGAAAUAUCUGACGAAAUCUCCAUUCGCAUUGAUCAAAUGCGUUCUGGCCUAUCGGAUACACCAAGGACGCCAUCGAUCUUCAAAGUCCAUAGUAAACUACGAAGUGAAAAUGAAGCGGCAUAUGAACCACAAGUCGUCUCCAUCGGACCUUAUCACCGCGGUAAACCUGAACUGAAAAGGAUGGAGAUGUAUAAGCUAGGGUACUUGAACAUGCUUCUUCAUAGAAGAGGAGAGUCAAGUGCUAAGAAUUACGUCGAAUCUAUGGCUGAACUUCAACAGCAAGCUAGAAGUUCUUACGCAGACGAAAUCAAUCUUUCAGAUGGUGAUUUUGUUAAAAUGCUAUGCCUUGAUGGCUGCUUUGUCAUCGAGUUCUUGAGGAAACUUUGUCAGCCUGAAUUAUACAACGAGAAUGACCCCAUUUUUCAGAUGUCUUGGCUAAUAUCAGCCACUAAGAGAGACCUAAUAUUAUUUGAGAAUCAGUUGCCCUUUAUUGUCCUGCAAAAACUGUUUGACAUGACCAAGUUGCAGGGCGAAGAAGUGAAGCUUAAUGACCUAGCUAUUCUCCAUCUGUCUUCGCUCAUGCCUGGUUCUUAUCCAGGUCAAAGUUUUCGUUCUACAAUCCCUGCAGGUCAUGAGGCUGUUCAUCUUCUUGACCUCAUGCACAGAAAUUUGACUGCCUCGUUUUCCAACACACUUGCGUAUCCCAAACAUGAAGAGACUAAAACCACAUGGCAGAACUUUUAUCGUUUCAAAAAAAAAAACCCCUCAUUGCAGAAACCAGUUAUUGAGCUACUACAUAGUGGAACCCAGUUCAAGAGGGCAAAGAAUAGUGAAUCCGUGCUCUGUAUCACAUUCGAAAAUGGUGUUGUUAAAAUCCCUCCUUUAUUUGUGGAUGAUCAUACAGAAUCCAUCUUCAGAAACUUCAUUGCAUACGAACAGUAUAUGUCUAAGCCAUUUGAGACAUGGAGGUAUGUAACUGAUUACAUAAGCUUCAUGGAUCUUCUCAUAGAUUCCCCAUCCGACGUUGAAAAGCUUCGCAACCGUGGUAUCAUCAGGCAUGGGUUAGGCAAUGAUAAAGCAGUCUCUGCAAUGUUUAACAAGUUAAGCAGUGAUGUUUCUAUUGAAAGUCCUUUCUGUUACGACAAAAUUUUGGAGAAAAUGAGGGAGUACUGCAGCAAACGCCCCCGUACUUGGUGGGCAAACCUCAUGCGGAAUUAUUUUCAUACCCCGUGGUCAAUCAUUUCAUGUCUGGCUGCAUGCAUUUUGCUUCUUCUCGCAUUGGUGCAGGCCAUAUUUUCCAUCCUACACUAGACUUUGACUUAAUGAAAUUAAAGUGAGUUAGUUGUGUCUGUUU